This is a messenger RNA of Metarhizium album ARSEF 1941, 7167 nucleotides long. RefSeq names its product myosin type II heavy chain. The transcript has 3 exons. The record is from RefSeq and is a predicted model, not a curated record. Bases 1 to 7167 code for a protein of 2388 amino acids. Gene Ontology annotation, cellular component: myosin complex. Lineage: Eukaryota; Fungi; Ascomycota; Sordariomycetes; Hypocreales; Clavicipitaceae. Gene Ontology annotation, molecular function: actin filament binding; cytoskeletal motor activity; ATP binding.
AUGGCCUUCAAUCUGAAUAAUGGGGCAAAUCGCCGUAGCAAUCCCUUUGCUCGAACAGGAUCUCCCUCACCCUCAUCGCCAGUGCCCCUCAAUGGUGGCAGACCAAAAUCUGCCUUGUUUUCCUCGCCGCCACAGCCGAGUGUGUCAACACCGCCGUCACAUGGCCGGUCGCAGUCCAACAGUUCAUGUGGAGCAACAUUGGCCGCGACAGGAAACGCAAUCAAACACCAGAGGAACGAAUCGAGAAAUGGAACUCCCACUUCGAGUACGUUUGCACCCUCGUUCAUCAAGUCGGAGGAGAUGAGACGCGAACAUGACGCAGUGAAGGGCAUCGAAGGAGAGAAUGACUUCUCUGGUAAACGUUAUGUAUGGGUUAGAGAUUCACAACACGCAUUUAUCAAGGGAUGGGUGGUGGAAGAACUGGGCAAUGGCCGCAUUUUGGUACAAACAGAUGAUGGAACUCAACGGGAACUGGACGCCGAAAGCGUCGACAAAGUUAAUCCUGCCAAGUUCGAUAAGGCAAACGAUAUGGCCGAGUUGACCCAUUUGAACGAGGCUUCGGUCGUCCACAAUCUUAAAAUGAGAUACCAGUCGGACUUGAUCUACACAUACUCUGGGCUCUUCCUCGUCACGGUUAAUCCCUAUUGCCCGUUACCCAUUUAUACCAAUGAGUAUAUCAACAUGUACAAAGGGAGAAGUCGCGAAGAUACCAAGCCGCACAUCUUCGCCAUGGCGGACGAAGCUUUUAGAAACUUGGUUGAAGAAGGCCGAAAUCAGAGCAUCCUGGUAACAGGCGAAUCUGGCGCCGGAAAAACAGAAAAUACCAAGAAGGUCAUCCAGUACCUUGCGGCCGUGGCCCCGUCCGAGACUUCUGUACGAAGCAAAUCGCAACACACCAAUCUCUCGCAGCAAAUUCUCCGAGCAAACCCGAUCUUGGAGUCGUUUGGAAAUGCACAAACAGUUCGAAAUCAUAACUCUUCCAGGUUCGGGAAGUUCAUUCGCAUUGAGUUUAACAGAAAUGGUGCUAUUGCUGGGGCAUUCAUAGAUUGGUACCUCCUCGAGAAAUCGAGAGUUGUUCACAUCAACCCUCACGAGCGGAACUACCACAUAUUUUACCAGCUUUUGAAGGGCGCCAGCAAUCGAAUCAAGAGCUGCUUACUCCUGAGUGGACUGGAUACCCAGAACUUCGCGUACACAAGGCACGGCCACGAUAUGAUUGUGGGCGUGUCCGAUAAAGCAGAAUGGGACUCGUUGAUGGAAGCGUUCGAUGUCAUGGGCUUCUCUGACGAUGAGCAAAUAUCAAUUCUUCGUACAGUGGCGUCAGUGCUGCACUUGGGAAACAUCGAGGUCGUCAAAGAAAGCCGCGCGGCAGACCAGGCACGGUUGACACCGGAAUCAAAACAGGUGGUGGCAACUGUGUGCAAGCUUCUCGGUGUGCCAGUAGAUCCGUUCAUCCAAGGAUUGCUGCACCCAAAGGUCAAGGCCGGGCGGGAAUGGGUUGAGAAGGUCCAAACCCCGGAACAAGUGCGACUUAGUCUGGAUGCCUUGUCCAAAGGCAUCUAUGAACGAGGAUUUGGCGAUCUCGUUUCCAGAAUCAAUCGCCAGCUAGACAGAACAGGCAUGGGACUUGAUGAUUCGCACUUUAUAGGUGUCCUCGAUAUUGCUGGAUUCGAAAUCUUUGAGGAGAAUAGCUUCGAACAGCUAUGCAUCAACUACACCAAUGAGAAACUCCAGCAAUUCUUCAAUCAUCACAUGUUUGUUCUCGAACAGGAGGAGUAUGCACGCGAACAAAUCGAAUGGCAGUUUAUUGACUUUGGCCGAGACUUGCAGCCGACAAUUGACCUCAUUGAGCUGCCAAACCCAAUCGGUAUCUUUUCAUGUCUGGACGAGGAUUGUGUUAUGCCAAAGGCAACGGAUAAGACGUUCACGGAGAAGUUGCACUCGCUUUGGGAUAAGAAAUCUACCAAAUACCAACCCUCUCGCCUUGGACACGGCUUCGUCCUCACACAUUACGCUGCCGAAGUGGAAUAUUCCACCGAGGGCUGGCUGGAGAAGAACAAAGACCCGCUGAACGAUAAUAUCACACGUCUGCUUGCCUCUUCGUCCGACAAACAUGUUGCCGACAUAUUCUCCGACUGCGCUGCAACCGAUGAGGAUGUUGGUGGCAGCCGAAGCCGAGUGAAGAAGGGGCUGUUUCGCACGGUUGCCCAGAGACACAAGGAGCAGCUUCACAGCUUAAUGACACAACUUCACUCAACACACCCUCACUUUGUGCGAUGUAUUCUACCCAACCACAAGAAGCGUCCCAAGCAGUUCAACAAUCUUCUCGUUCUCGAUCAGCUCCGGUGCAACGGAGUUCUGGAAGGUAUCCGAAUUGCUCGAACAGGGUUUCCCAACAGACUUUCCUUCACGGAGUUCCGCCAGCGAUACGAAGUUCUCUGCUCAAAUAUGCCCACGGGAUAUCUUGAAGGCCAAGCUGCGGCGACAAUCAUGCUGGGGAAGCUCAGUCUCGACAAGACACUGUAUCGCGUAGGUCUUACCAAGGUGUUCUUCCGAGCAGGCGUCCUUGCAGAGUUGGAAGAACAGCGCGACGCCCUGAUCACGGAGAUCAUGGCCAGGUUUCAGUCUGUUGCCAGGGGCUUCAUCCAACGACGUGCCGCAUACAAGAGGCUUUUCCGAACCGAAGCUACGAGAAUUAUUCAAAGAAAUUUCAACAUGUACCUGCACCUGGUAGAAAACCCGUGGUGGCAGCUGAUUGUAAAGAUGAAGCCAUUGCUGGGAGCCACUCGCACUGCAACUGAAGUUAAGAAGCGUGAUGCCAUGAUCAAGCAACUUAAUGAGAAGAUGCGACUUGACGAAAAGGUGCGGCAGAAGUUGGAAGAUGACCGUCGCAAUAUCCAUACGGAGAUGGUUCGAAUCCAGCAAACUCUAGAGAGCGAGCGCGCACUUGCAUUGGACAAGGAAGAGAUCUUCAAACGACUUCAGACCCGGGAAGCUGAGCUCGAAGAGAAACUUUCUGGUGCCCUCGACGACCAGGAGAGAUUGGAGGACCAACUUGACGAGCUCAUGGAAGCCAAAAGUCGAGCUGAGCAAGACGUCGAAAAAUUCCGGCUUCAACUCGAACAAGCGGCAGGGCUUAUCGCUAAGCUCGAGGAAGAAAAAAGCAAAUUGUCAACAAAGUCUGCGGAAUUGGAAGACGCAGUCAAGGAAAUCUCACGGAAGCAAUCCGAGCGAAGCGAGCAGGAGGCAGCUCUCGCCGACGAGAUCAGGGUUCUUCAAAGCCAACUGAGUCUCAAAGAUCGCAAGGUGCAAGACUUGGAAGGCAAACUGCUUCAGCUGGACCAGGACACGGAAGUGAAGUUGCGUACAGCCCAGAAGGAAACUGAUGCGGCCAAGUUGCGAGAAUCCCGUAUGAGCCAGGAGAAUAAGGAUGUGAAACUUCAACUGUCCCAACUUUCCAAGACUUCAACCGAUUAUGAAGACUUGGUGAGAAGCAAGGAGAGCGAGCUAGCUCUCCUCCGCAGCGACAAGGGGAAGUUUGAGACUGAGCGACGCACUCUGGAAGACCAGAAGAAGGCGCUGACGGAGGAGAAGAACAAAAUAUUGAGCAGGUCUCACAAUGUUCAAGCCGAGUUGGAUGCAAUGAGAUCUAAGCACUCUCAACUUGAGCGCGAGGCCAAGGAGGCCAAAACGCUGCUUGCCGCCAGGCUCUCGGAAGAUGCCCAGGCAGACAAAAACAGAUCACUGCUAGAGGCUCAAAUCAAGGACCUCAAAGAAGAACUUUACACAACUCAAAUGGAUCUAAGCCGAGAACAACAGUCGCGCGACGAUGUUCUGCUCCUCGGGCAACACAAGUAUCAAAGUCUCAAGGAGGAGUAUGACAGCUUGAAUGAAGCAAAGAUUGUGAUUGAAAAAGAACUCUACGUUCAGCAGGACACUUUGCGAAGGGCCAUGGAAGCCCGCACCGCAGUCGAGAGGGAGCGAGACGAGGCACGAGAUGAAAUCCGACGACUGCGGGUGGCCAAAACGCAGGCCGAAGAGGCCCGCGUGCAAGCUGAAAUCUCUGGCGAGCGUCAGGCCUCCAAGAUGGCCCGAGAACGAGAGGCCAGCCUGCGGAAGGAUCUGGAUGCCGCACACGAUCGGUUGCGGUGGUUUGAAGAUGAGUGCGCCAAACUCAACCGCCAAAUCGAGGACCUUAACAAACUUAUUGCAUCUUCGGGCGAGUUCGGGCUGAAAAAUGACCAAGCAAAGGAGCGGAUGGAACGAGAGCUCAGCACUGUCAAGAGCCGACUGACUGCUUCUGAAAAUGACAACAGGGCUCUUCUCAAUAAGCUUCAGCAAAAGGGGCUCGAGAUCGCCAGGUCAACCUCGCGUGCCAAUGAGGCAUCUCGGGGCCAUGUCAUGAGUCUGCAGAAGGAGAAGUCGAGACUAGAAGAACAAAAUGCCAAUCUGAACAGGCAACUUGGCGAUGCCCAGGUAACGAUUGCAACUUUGGAGAAGAAGGCGGAAAAGCUUCAACUCAGUCUCGAAGACCUCAACCAUGAGGUUGCUCGGGAAGUGCAGUCGAGCAGAAAUGCCGAAAAGGCUUCCUCAAACUUCACGGUUCAGCUUGCAGAGGCCAACAGAACAAUUGAGGCCGAACGGCAGCUGCGCGCGCAGUCACAAGCAACUGUUCGUACGCUCCAGGCUACUAUCGAUUCCCGAGACAAGGAGCUCCAAGAGCUACGCGGACAGAUUCUCAACGCCCUGAGGUCCGUCGACCCGGAAAUUCGGAUCCCUCCCCCGUCAGACGACAGCAACCAGAGGGCCGUUCUCAAGAACUUUGAUCUGGCACGCAGGGUGGAGGAGCUUCAACAGAACCUCCGAGUUCAGUCAGCGGCCAGGACCAACGCAGAGAAUCAACUCGCAGAUCUCCGUGCGGCAAGGCAUGAGAGCCCAGGCCGACCCAAGUUGGAAGAGAUUCACCUUAAUGAGGCACCCUUUAACGGUUCCCCUACCCAACGACGAGCUGCCAAGAUCAACGCCCGCCGCUUCUCAAAUACCUCGACACCCAAAAGGAUCAACCAGGAAGUCACCGAGCAACACGACACAGCCCGCUCAGACAAGACGGUAGACACGUUGGCCGUCAACAAUCGCAUGGACUUGAAGGCCGAAGUUGAAGAGCUUCAGAACCAGCUUCAGAUUGCUCAGAUGCAGAACCGCCACCUUCAAAGCCAGGUUGAUCGUAGCACCCCUGGUGCAGACUCCUAUAACGACCAAAGCCCGUCUCUACGCCGGAUGCAGAAGCUUGAAAAGGUCAACAGCAAGCUGCAUGAUAUGCUCGAUGACUCAGCGAAGAAGGUGUCUGCUCUCGAAAAGAACAUCCGCACAGGCGAGCUAUCGCUACGUGAUGUACAGGCCAGAUCGCAUGAAGAAAUCCUGCAUGUGUUUAACAGUCAGGAGGAGUCUCGACGCGCGCUUUUGCACAGCCAUAAGGACGCUGUGGCUGAACUGACAGAGGUAAAAUGCCACUUCGACAAGAUGCGCCACGAGAGAGCGAAACUCGAGGUUGAGCUGCGUGACACCAAGUCCGACUUGCAGGAGAUGACGAUGGCUCGCGAGCAGGAGGCACAGAGCCGCAGCCAGCUUCUACAGGAGUACACUGAGCUUCAGAUACGGCUCGAUGCCGAGUCUUCCAAGCUGGCCGAUGUGUCGGGCGGCCUUGAGAUGUACAAGAGCCGGGCGGACGAGUACUUUGGCAAGCUUGAACAGGCAGAAAUCGCAGUGCUCAAGGCCAGCCGAGCUGAACAAUUCGCCAAGUCACAAGCAAAGGAAUCAGAAGACAUUUGCAGCGAGGUCAUGGCAGAGCGACAAAAAAUGGAUGCCACGAUUGAGGACUUGCAGCGCCAGAACCAGCGUCUAGAAGAGCGUAUCGAGGACAUUUCCACCGAUCUCGAGUCCGUCACGCAAGCCAAGAAGAGGCUUCAGCACGAGCUCGAGGACUACCGCAGCCAGCGUGCCAUGGACAUUGAGGACAAGGAAUCGAGCAUGGAGCAGACAAGAAAGAAGUAUCAGGCCGAGUUUACCACCCUGACCAAAGAACUCGACCUCGCACGCGAAGAAAAGCUGUACAAGCAGGCCGAGAUUGCACGGCUUCGCGAAGAGCUGGACGAACUACGUUCGAAGUGGGAUGAUGAGGUCCUCAACAGCUCUACCUGGUCCAAGGAGAAGUCUCGCCUCGAAACCACGCUUGCCGACGUUGCCUCGUCUCGCGACGAAGCCGUCAACGCUCACAACGAAGCCCAGGGCAAGGUCGUAUCCCUCCUGUCUCAAGUACGGGCAUUGCGAUCUUCAGUCGACGAGGUCACCUCUGAGCGCGACCUCUUGCUGCGCGAGAAGCGAAAUGUGGAGGCUCGGCUUGCCGAGGCCAAGGCUGGGCUCGAAGAGCUCGUGAAGGGCGAAAGCCCGUCUCUGCGCGAUGCGGCGACAAUGGACAAGGAAGUCUUGGAAUUGAAGUCUAGCCUUGCUCAGCAAGAAGAUGUCGCAGUGGCUGCGGUGGAGAAAAUGAGGCGUGCAGAAGCACUGGUUUCCGAUGUCCAAAAGGAGAUUGCAGCCGAGCGCGAAGCCAGCACCGAGUUGCAGAAGCAAAAGGCUGUCCUAGAAAAGAGCCUGAAUGAAGCCCAGCUGAAACUGAUCGACCUGGAGACGAAGGGCUUUUCCAGUGCGAGCCAAGAUAUCAAGUUUUUGCACAAGCGUAUUCAGGAGCUCGAAUCUCAACUGGAGGACCACGAGACAGCGAGGUCCAAGUCGCAGCGAUCAAACCGAAACAUUGACCGCACCGUCAAGGACCUUCAGUCGCAAGUUGAACGCAAGGAGAAGCAGAACACGCAGCUGUCGGAAGAUGUGAACCGCAUGCGCGACAGGGUUGACAAGCUUCUCAAGACGAUUGACGAACUCCAAGCGUCCGAGUCGACCACGCAGCUUUCGGCAAGACGAGCCGAGCGAGAGCUUCGAGAAGAAAGGGAGAAGGCUCUCCGUUUGGAAAAGGAGCUUGAAGGGUGGAAAGGCCUAAGGUCAGAAAGGGGCUCUGCUGUUGGGAGCCUUCGCGGGCGUCUCGAGGGACCCGAUGUGCCCCAAAGAUCGAGCAGUAUUAACAGGCAACCUAGUCUCACCAAAGGAUUCAUUUGA